Messenger RNA from Protopolystoma xenopodis, 246 nucleotides. The record is from the annotation of a GenBank genome assembly. Lineage: Eukaryota; Metazoa; Platyhelminthes; Monogenea; Polystomatidea; Polystomatidae.
AUGCUCGACCUUCAGUCUCCGAUACCGAAAUGGCUUGCCGCUGAGCUUGAGUUGAUGCGGACGAGCCUCCACCACCUUAGAGCAGGUGAAAAUGUUGCAAAUCUCGGGGGUACAUACCCGAAUCAUGGUCAAACAGCACACACACAAACACACAUACACAGGGAGGAGGGUCAAAACCGGGUUCUGGGCUGGACACAGACGAUGGACCGAUCAAAUUGCUUUGGUCUCCGUCCGGAGAGGCUGUAG